AUGGCUCCUCUUUUGCUCUUCCCUUUCAUGCUUUCCAUCUUUUCAAUGUCCGUUGUUACUCAAUCUCUGAAUAAUCAACAAUUGCUCUUGCAAUUAAAAGCAGCCAUUACUAACAAUAACAACACUCUGCUGCCCAACUGGACUCCCCUUCACCCACUCUGUAAUUGGACCGGCCUUACUUGUCAUCCCUCUUCUCACUCUCUCCUCGCCCUUAACUUGUCCCAAAUGAAUUUAUACGGCACCAUCUCUCCUGUCCUCGGAAAUCUCUCCUCUCUUCGAUCAAUCGAUCUCUCCUACAAUGCCCUCACUGCUACCAUUCCACCUCAGCUCAGUCAGCUGCCUCGUCUGCAGAUACUGCAGCUUAGCCACAAUCAAUUACAAGGAACCAUUCCUACCACUCUCUCUGCUUGCCGAAGUUUGUUUCGCUUUUCUCUCUCCUAUAACCAACUGCAUGGCAGCAUUCCGCCCUCUCUAUCUGAAUGCCGCAGUUUGUAUGACCUAAGACUCUCCCAUAACCAACUGCAUGGCAGCAUUCCGCCCGAGCUGAGUCACCUCACAAGUUUGAAGAUCCUUCAUUUGGGAGGAAACAAUCUCACAGGCACCAUUCCCUCUGAAUUGGGCAUGCUCAUUCAACUCCAAUCUCUGUACAUUCAUACUAAUAACUUAGAAGGAACCAUUCCCAGAUCUUUAGGAAGUCUGUCUGCUUUGACUGAUUUAGAAUUGGGAAAGAACAGUCUUCAUGGUCACAUUCCCCCUGAAUUGGGCAUGCUCACUCAACUCCAGGUUCUGUACCUUGAUUCAAAUAACUUAGAAGGAACCAUUCCCAGAUCUUUCGGAAAUCUGUCUGCUUUGACUGAUUUAGAAUUGGGAAAGAACAGUCUUCAUGGUCACAUUCCCCCUGAAUUGGGCAUGCUCACUCAACUCCAGGUUCUGUACCUUGAUUCAAAUAACUUAGAAGGAACCAUUCCCAGAUCUUUAGGAAAUCUGUCUGCUUUGACUGAUUUAGAAUUGGGAAAGAACAGUCUUCAUGGUCACAUUCCCCCUGAAUUGGGCAUGCUCACUCAACUCCAGGUUCUGUACCUUGAUUCAAAUAACUUAGAAGGAACCAUUCCCAAAUCUUUAGGAAAUCUGUCUGGUUUGACUGAUUUACAAUUGGGAAAGAACAGUCUUCAUGGUCACAUUCCCCCUGAAUUGGGCAUGCUCACUCAACUCCAGGUUCUGUACCUUGAUUCAAAUAACUUAGAAGGAACCAUUCCCAGGUCUUUAGGAAAUCUGUCUGGUUUGACUGAUUUACUAUUGGGAAACAACAGUCUUCAUGGUCACAUUCCCCCUGAAUUGGGCAUGCUCACUCAACUCCAGUUUCUGUACCUUUAUUUGAAUAACUUAGAAGGAACCAUUCCCUCCUCUUUAACAAAUCUCUCAAAAUUGAGUGAAUUAAGAUUAUCUGGAAACCAGGUUAUUGGACAUAUUCCAUUGGAAAUUGGUACCAAGCUCUCUAAUUUGCAAAUUCUCAGAUUAAGGGGAAAUCAGCUUAGUGGAAACAUACCAAACUCCCUUGGAAAUUGUUCCCGUCUCGCAAUACUCUCUUUAAGUGCAAACCAUCUCCAAGGUCCAAUUCCUCCUGAAUUGGGCAUGCUCACUGACCUACAGUAUCUUUACCUUGAUAAAAAUAUGUUAUCCGGCACCAUUCCUAAUUCCUUAGGAAAUUUGUCUGCCUUGAGGAAUUUAAGUUUGUCAGAAAACCAUCUCCAAGGCUCCAUUCCCUGGUGA
Cryptomeria japonica (Japanese cedar) is the source of this 1770-nucleotide messenger RNA. Its product is annotated as leucine-rich repeat receptor-like serine/threonine-protein kinase At1g17230. NCBI's taxonomy places the organism in Eukaryota, Viridiplantae, Streptophyta, Pinopsida, Cupressales, Cupressaceae. Gene Ontology annotation, molecular function: protein binding. The transcript has a single exon. Bases 1 to 1770 code for a protein of 589 amino acids. The record is from RefSeq and is a predicted model, not a curated record.